Molecule: messenger RNA, 1209 nt
Organism: Pectinophora gossypiella (pink bollworm)
Lineage: Eukaryota; Metazoa; Arthropoda; Insecta; Lepidoptera; Gelechiidae
Product: stress-associated endoplasmic reticulum protein 2
Exons: 3
Coding region: 175-369 (64 amino acids)
Biological process (GO): endoplasmic reticulum unfolded protein response
Cellular component (GO): endoplasmic reticulum
Source: RefSeq, a predicted model, not a curated record
GUAUGUAAAAAAAUACCGCUGUGACGUCCGAAAACGGCAACGUGUUGACACUUCGAGAUUGUUGGUUGACUUUUCCUUUACUUUUUACAUACGUGUCACCGAAACUUGUGCGCGUUCGGCUUAAGGCCACUAAUUUUAGGAAUUAACUGACAAAUAUACACUAAUCAAGUAAAUAUGGCGCCAAAGCAGAGGAUGCGUAUUGCCAAUGAGAUCGCCAGCAAAAACAUCACUCAGCGGGGGAACGUGCCUAAGACCACCAAGGAAAAAGACGACCAGUACCCAGUAGCGCCGUGGUUGUUAGCUCUCUUCAUCUUCGUGGUGUGCGGGUCCGCCGUCUUCCAGAUCAUCCAGUCCAUCCGACUGGCCUAGACCUCGUGAUCCCGACUGAUAACAUAGUGAACAGUGCAAUUCCCUGGCUCGACUGGUUUCCUAGUACUUAAGAGUAGACAACGGUACAUUACCCUAAUUCCAGGGUAAAUUACCCAAAAAUAUGGUAUACUCCCAUGGUUUUUGACUCUUAUACUGGACUGUCCCAAUUUCGCUGACGUAAUAAGAUGGCCGCCGAACCAACCAAUCGUGACGAGGUGACGUGAUAACGGCAACGCCUGAUUGGUCGGUUGAACAUCUUAUCGAAACGCUGAUUCCAAUUGCAAUUUCAGUUACGUAAAAGAUGUUUUUACACCUUUCUAAAGUGGAUUUGUUCGAAUGGAAACUUCUCGAGCCAAUUUCCGUGUAUAAUUGAAUACCAAGGAGUGUUUACAUUGAACAGUGACAAUGACUGUGUGUGUAAACACUCCACCUGCGCUAUAUGUAGCUACCCACGUGCGUUAUUAACGUUUAUUUUUAACUAUUUAAGCGCAGAUUCCCAACUAUAAUCUCAAAUGUACGUACUAUAUUCUUGUAUAUUGUAAAAUAAAAUUGAAAUUUAAUAUUAAGGUGAGAAAUCGAAGCAUUUAGAUUUUAAUUGUUGAAAUUAUUUUCCAUUCCUAUGAGUUUUAUUUUAGUCUUGUAACAGACGCACAAUCGUGCUCUCUUCGGAGACUACGUCUUAUAUUUUAUUGAUUUUAUGCCCAAUUGUUUACAAUCGAAUUGAAUGAAAUUCCGUAAUCCGCGCCACUGUAACGAAAUUAUUUGUCGGUUCUAUUUUUAAUUGUAAAUGUAAUUUAUUUGUUUAAAUACAGUAUAUUUGUCAUAAUACAUGAUGGUUUC